Messenger RNA from Rhopilema esculentum, 17861 nucleotides. RefSeq lists its product as uncharacterized. Gene Ontology annotation, molecular function: metalloendopeptidase activity; zinc ion binding. NCBI's taxonomy places the organism in Eukaryota, Metazoa, Cnidaria, Scyphozoa, Rhizostomeae, Rhizostomatidae. The record is from RefSeq and is a predicted model, not a curated record.
UUCAUCUCGUUCUCAGCACUAAUUCAUUGUUCAUCGAACUUCAUUUUUUUCUCCACAAUUAAAGCGUCUUCAAUUAACCUGAAUUGAUAUUUACAUUUUUGAAGGGAGAAAUUUAUCUUCGUUUAUGAUGGUUAUCUGUUCAUUGGAUUGAAAAGGGUGACGUCGACAAAAGCAAGUAGCAAAAACCAGCCAUAAAGAAACAUGGCACCCCUGUCAUAUGUUGCAACAUUGUUCAUUGCAACUUUGCUUUUAGGCUAUGGGUUAUCUAAGCCAAGAAAAUUUGCAAAAAGAGAUAUACGAAAGUUAAUAAGCGCCAAGAAAUUAUGCCACAAAAUGCGUUUUAUAAUCCUGGUUCAGCUGAAGUUUCAAGAUUAUCGUUUGAAGACCAAAAUGCUGAGCAAGAUAACAGGUUUUAUCAGAGUGCGAACAGCGAUGCUUCAACUGGGCUCUUCAAUGGUUACAAGGAAAUGAAGAAGCCUCAAGAGGGGCGGACCAGUAUGGAAAUGGAAAGGAGGCAAUGCAAGUACAGCAAGGAUUUUUAGAUCAAAGCGAGGUACAACGACCGAGUGCUGAAUACGUAGAUAACCGUCCUAUUGCUGACAGUAUGGUCGAGGAGGCGAAAUCAUACGAAACAACGGCGGGCCUGAACCAGGCAGGGAAUUCGAAGCUAGGUGUCAAUCCAUUCGAAAUGCCUGCUGGCUAUCCGGAUCAAGAUGGAUACAAGAAAUCAACUGUUACCAAACAGAAUUUGCCGCUGAACGAGCCCCAUCCAGAGGGUGCGCAUAAACACGUGACUGACAAUGCCAUUUUGACUCACGAAAAUGACACGUGGUAUGGAGUGAGUAGAUACCCACCAACACGGAAGGCAGCCCAAGGUUCAGUUAACAAUACCUCAAACACUCCACAGCCAGCUGGAUCAUCUGUCGUGGCUGGCCUCUCAAUGCCGCCGAAUGCGCAGCCUUCGCAGUAUAAGGUUUCCGUAACGGGAAAUCAGAACAAGGAUGGGUACUUAUCAACUUCCCAAGUGCAAGCCACAUAUCCGAUAGGCCAGCUGCCAUCGUAUCCACAAGCCACUGCUUACUACCAGAACGCGGCCGUGCCUAGCACAAAUAAGACAAACAACGAUAUCAAAACGGGAACUUCGAAAGUUCAGUACCUUUUCCCUCCUCCACAGAAUAUAUAUGACACAACCAACGCAGCGCAGCAAGAUAAAUUGCCUAAGCAGAAACCAGAGCUAGCACCUGUAACUGACACACUUGAUUUAAAGCUGGAGAAGCGCCCUCUGACGGCACCCCUGACUCCCAAGCCAGCUCAAGCAGUUGUUGCACAGGCGCCAGCCCCGGCACCGGCGCCAGCUAUUGCACCAGCGCCAGCCCCAGCACUGGCUUCAGCCCCAGCACCUGUUCCAGUUGCUGCACCAGCAUAUGUUCCAGUUGCUGCACCGGCAUAUGUUCCAGUUGCUGCACCAGCAUCUGUUCCAGUUGUUGCACCAUCGCCACCCCCCGCACCACAGAAGGUUCCAUCAGCCAAAAACUACCCAAUUGACUUGAUUUUGUUGAAUCAACCGAAACAGGCCAGCUCCAGUUCUUCAAAAGAAAAUCACCAACUAGCUUCGGUGACCCUAACCAAGCCAAUGGCACAGCAAAGUCAGCCUGGAACCUCUACCUUGCCGUCUGCAGCUCAAACAAGACCAAGCGAAUCAAAGCCAGCCCCAUCCGUAGCAAGACCAGUUGUGGCAGAAUCGAAACCGGAGCAACCACAAGCCGGAUCUGCUACGCAACAGCAAAUCCAGAACAGCCAAGCAGGCGUGGCACAAGCCGAUGAUUCACGCUGUGUAGAGUAUCCUUUGUCAAGGUGUGGCGAGGAAUGGCUAAAGAAAAACUGUCAAAUCAGAUGCAAAGGACAAAACACUACGUGCACAGUGCCUUCUAAUGGUGGCACUGGCAACAACGGUUGCUGCUCAUUUCCUUUCAUUUACAACGGGCAGCCGUACUACUCCUGCAUUAUGAACCCCGGACAAGUAUACUGGUGUGGAACUACCCUCAAUUUUGAUAAAGAUCGAUUAUGGGGAUACUGCGCAGGGUGCCCAUAUUACCCAUGUCCAGCGCUCACAACAACAACAGCCCCAUACACAACUGCAAGUACCGCAUACACAACGCAGACUCCUUUAACUACAGCAAAAAGCACAACAGGAAGCCUGGUAACAACCAAACCUCCAGCGACAACAGCUCCAUCCACAAGCACUGCGCCGCCUACAACAACAGCGCCACCUACAACAACAGCGCCACCUACCACAACAGCGCCACCCACAACAACAGCGCCACCUACAACAACAGCACCGCCUUCCACAACAGCGCCACCUACAACAACACAACCGUCAACAACAACCUACUCCACUAGACAACCGACCACCAAAGAAACAACCAAGUCACCAAAGACCACAGCACCUUCCCCAACCAUAACUCCUGCUACCAUCGGUUGCGGAACUUGGUCAGAAUGGACGAAUUGUGACAAGACUUGCGGUGGGGGACAAAAGUACAGAUAUAGAAACUGCACAAAGGCCGUCCUUGUGAAUGAAGUCGAGUAUGAAACUCAGCCAUGCAAUACGAACGUCUGUUCUAUGGAAUGUGGAAACUGGACCCAAUGGAGUGAAUGCUCUGCCACUUGCGGUUAUGGAUUCCAGCAGCGAUUUAGAAAUUGCAGUAUGAAUGGGGAAAUUAAAGUUUUUAUUGAUCGGAAGCAAUGUUACAUGGCAGACUGCCCCGCUGAUUGCAAACCGUGGACUGCGUGGUCAGAAUGCAGCAAAAGUUGCGGUAAAGGUAGUCAAGCUAGAUACAGAAACUGCAGCUUGACUGACGGCAUCAGAUCGUUCUCAAGAGUAUUCUACGAGCAAAGAAUUUGCAAUCCUGACCCUUGUCCGCCAGAUUGUAAUCAAUGGUCAGCUUGGACGGCCUGCACAAAGUCAUGUGGGGAAGGGACGCAAUACAGAUACACAAAUUGCAAAUUGAACAAUGGAGACAAUAUGACGUAUUAUGACCACCGCGUGUGCAACACCCAAGACUGUCCGCCAGUUUGCGGAAUAUGGGGAAAAUGGUCUGAAUGCACAAAAACUUGCGGAGGAGGAUCACAGCAUCGUGUAAGAAACUGCUCGAUAGAUAGCCAUGGCAAAACGACAAAGUUUAGCGAAGGCGAAGUGCAAGAGUGCAACACGCAGCCUUGUCAACCAAAAAUAAAAUGCUUUGAAUGGGGAGCCUGGACUGAGUGUUCUGCGACCUGCAACGGUGGUGACAGAAUGCGUGUGAAGGAAUGUCACAGCGAGGAUGGUAUAAAGUUUUACCAGCCUGAAAUCGAGACUUGUAAUGCUAAGCAGUGCGAUAGAGUAUGUGGUGAAUGGUCCGCCUUCACAGCAUGUUCUAAGUCAUGCGGGGGCGGUUUUUCAGAAAGAUGGAGGACCUGCGAUGGCAAGGUAGAGGAAGAUAGUGUUUCUUGUAACACAUUCCCGUGCAUAACUACGACUUCGCCUCCAACGACACCCACACCCUCUCCAACAGUUUGCUCAGUUUGGUCAAAUUGGUCUGAAUGCUCCGCUACAUGCAAUGGGCUGCAAUCAAGAAUAAGGCAUUGCAAAAACAGCACCCAUGAACACGACGAGCUGCAAGCAAGACCUUGUAACACAUUGCCUUGCCCCGGAAAUGCCACCACACCAACAACUGCUCCUUCGACGCCGCCAUCAACUACGACUCCGCCGCCAACCACGCCUACUACACCAAAAAUGACCACUACUGCUUCAACACCAAAUAUAACCACUGUACCUACGACGACCCCUCUUCCCGAAUGCACCGAGUGGUCAAAGUGGUCGAAAUGCUCGCUUUCCUGCGGAGGAGGAUAUCAAGAGCGGUUCAGGACGUGCUCCCAUUUUGAACAAGAGAUUGAAAGCCGAAUUUGUAAUAAACAGCCUUGCCCCCCUUCUACAACCACACCACCAAAAACAACGCCAAGACCGCAACCAGGGCCAUACCCAGAAUGCCUUGUUGCCUACCUGAGCUUCGACCGAAUUGACGAGCUGAACAAAAUUGUUUAUGAUGAAAGUCCCUAUCACAACGAUGCCCAACUCGAUGGCAAUCUUACCUUUGUCAAUGGCAACUUCAGCUGUGGCUACGCCGUCAAGUUAGAUGGCGGAGAAAUAGUUUUCGAUGGCUCAAAGUUCAACCCAAAGCCAUCAGUAGCCAUUACAGUUGCUGCUUGGAUUUACAUCGAGUCGAGUGUAGACAGACAAACCAUAUUUGCAACUAGAGCUGGUGGGAGUAGUGCAGACAACUUCUUCCUGGAGGUGGAGCAAGGAAAAAUUCGUUGGUAUCACAUCGAUCCAGUUGGGAAAAGAGUCUUUUUCAUAGUGACCGAGUCAUUGAUACCUUCAAAGACUUGGAUUCACAUCGCUGGAUCAUACGAUGUUACGAGUGGAAAAGUCCGAUUCUUUGUCAACGCAGAAGAAAGCAAGGUUACAGUCGGCCAAGGUCCUCUUACUCAAGACUGGGAUGCUUAUGCAAAGAUAGCAGGCGGUGGCUCUGGCACUCAGUUCAAGGGUCUCAUCGAUGAAUUUUACAUCUUCAAUUGCUCGUUGAUCGACGAACAAGUUCGCGUUGUAGCAGACACUUGCAAGUUGAGAGAAGGUACUGAAUGUCCAUCCCCUCUUCUCGGCGUCUGCCCGCCCUGUGAGAACUGCACUUCACCACCAACACGACCACCAAUCACGGACGAGCCAAUUGACGGAGGCUUUGGAUCCUGGUCAAACUGGACAAAAUGUUCCGUAUCAUGCGGUGUUGGAUACAGAACAAGGCAUCGGGAGUGCGAUACGCCUGAACCUCAGUAUGGCGGCCUUAACUGCAUCGAGGCUGGUCUUGGCCCUGAAGACGAGUCGACCAGUUGUGAUAUGGGACCAUGCGCAAUUGAUGGCAACUGGGGCGCAUGGGGGCAAUGGAGCGCCUGCAGCGUUACUUGUGGUAUCGGGUACAGGACCCACUGGCGCGAGUGCAACAACCCUAUGCCUACAAAUGGAGGCAAGAUAUGCGAAGGAGCAGAUAUGGCACAAGAUGAAUGUCACCAAACCCCAUGCCCAGUCCAUGGUAAUUACUCGUCGUGGACCAGCUGGACCGAAUGCUCUGUCACUUGCGGUAAUGGAACAAAAUCCAGGCAGCGAGAUUGUACUAAUCCUUCCCCAAAAUAUGGAGGUAAAGACUGUAGCAGUCUUGGGCUUGGCGAAGAAGUUCUGGGAUGUUUGAAAGAUCCCUGUCCACGUGACGGCUCGUGGUCGAACUGGUCUCCAUGGAGCCAGUGCUCAAAGACAUGUGGUGACGGAACGAUGUCUAGGAAGAGAAGUUGUGAUUCUCCGCCACCAGCAAACGGUGGCACUUCCUGUGCUGGAAAUUCAACUUCAGUUAUAUUCUGCAAGCAGGCGGAAUGCUGCGACAUUCCUUAUAAAGACAUAGGUUGCUUCAAGGACACUGGCGCAAUUCCACGCCCUCUUCCGCAACUGCUCUUUACUGAUCGAGACCCGAAAGAUGAUGUUUAUAGUGGUAUUCCUGUUCAUGGCCAGGACUUCGAUUCGUACGUCACUGAGCUGAUUUGCAGGUGUGCAAAAGUGUCUAAAGAGAAGAAAUUCACGCAUUUUUCAAUCCAGGAGUACGGAGAGUGCUACUCCGGUCCCGAUGUUGCAAAGACUUACGCCUCACAAGGAAAAGAGACGCUGUUCAGAUUUAGGCCGGAUAACAAGCCAUGGAUCGGAUGCAUGGAUACAAAUUACAAACAGUGCCAACAGCCCUCGUCUACCUGCAUCGGGCAAGAGAUGACAAAUUUUGUCUAUGGCUUGGAGAAUGUAACUGCAGUGGAUGGAAAUUACACACAAUGGAGCGACUGGAGUGAAUGCUCUACAACUUGCGGCGAGGGCCAGCAGUCACGUGUCAGAGAAUGCACCAAUCCAAAACCUGCAUUUGGAGGAAGAAACUGUUCUCAUCUUGGUGAACCGGUUGAGACAAAACCAUGCAUGAAAAUUAAAUGUGAAGGACCAGCAAAUUGGGGAAAAUGGUCAAACUGGACUGCCUGCUCCUUAUCUUGUGGGGAAGGAAUCCGGCAAAGGUUCCGGGAAUGCGACAACCCUCCCCCAGCUUAUGGAAAACCUGGCUGCCAAGGUCCGGCUGUGCAAUCAGAAACCUGUGAAAAUGUGCCAUGUCCAGUGAACUGCUCCUGGUCAGAAUGGAGUCAGUGGAGCAGAUGUAGUGCUACAUGUGAUCAGGGCGUGCAGAUCCGCCAUAGAGAGGACGAUGAUCCACCAGCCAUGUUCGGUGGAGCAGAAUGUGUUGGUCCAGCCACAGAUCUGCAGCAAUGCUACACUGGCUUCAAAUGUCCAAUCGACGGAAAUUACACGGAUUGGUCUGAAUGGGGAUCUUGUUCUCGCACGUGUGGUGGAGGUUACAAAUUGAGAGGCAGGACUUGUACCAACCCAGCUCCUGCCAAUGGCGGUAAAGAUUGCUCUGAAUUAGGACCAAGCUCAGAAACAAAGGAAUGUGGUGUGGCACCAUGUGCCCAAAACGGAAAUUAUUCAGAGUGGAGUGAAUGGUCUCUUUGUGAUCAAUCCUGUGGCGCUGGCCUGCAAUCGAGGUCACGAAAGUGCAACAACCCAUCGCCUCUAAAUGGAGGCAAAAACUGUUCUCUUAUUGGGCCAGCAAAAGAUCUGCGACAGUGUAACUUAUCAAACUGUCCAAUUGAUGGGAAUUUCACGGAAUGGACAUCUUGGAGUGCUUGCUCGAAGACAUGUGGCCUGGGGCAAGUGCACCGCUCUAGGUCCUGCAGCAACCCCCUGCCUCAAUACGGUGGGAAGUUUUGUUCUGGUAAUGAUACGGAGAGUAAGCCAUGCAAUGAAGGACCUUGCUGCCUUGUUCCAUACAAAGACAUCGGUUGUUUUGCGGACACUUCGCAGGCGCAGGUGCAGAAGCCAUUGCCAGAACAGUUAUUUGAUGAUAGCAGCAAUCUUGACUAUGAAAACUUUGAUCAGUACAUCGAAGAGGUGAUCUGCUUAUGCGCCAACGCAGCCUUUCAGAAGCAGUACACACAUUUUUCGAUCCAGUCUUUGUCAAAAUGUUAUUCGGGGCCUAAUGUAGCGAAGACAUACAAUAAGGAUGGCCCGUCUAGCUCAUGCAUCGCAAGAGGAGGAGCGCCAACUCUAGGGAAGUACGAAUCAUGCAAGUCACCAGACUUGGUCUGUGUUGGUAAAGAGAAAGCAAAUUAUGUGUAUGGCUUAGCAAAUGUAACGGCUAUUAAUGGAAAUUACACAUCAUGGUCAAGUUGGACAGACUGCAGUGCCUCGUGUGGACCAGGCACCCAGUCUCGGUAUCGCUCAUGUACCAACCCAGCGCCUGCAUUUGGCGGCAAAGACUGCAGCUCCAUUGGCGAGCCAGAUCAAGAAAAGUCUUGCGAAAUUCAGAAAUGCCCAGUUGAUGGUGGAAUGAGUCAAUGGACAAAUUGGACUGAAUGUUCCCCAAGUUGCGGUAAAGGGAAGUCGUUCCGAUUCAGACUGUGCAAUUCACCGGAACCUGCCAACGGAGGAGCAAACUGUACUGGAGAUUUCAUCGAAGAACAGGAAUGCGAUUUACCCCCUUGUCCAGUGGAUGGUAAUUACACGGAGUGGGGAGAAUUCAGCUCAUGUUUCCCAAACUGUGGCAACGGAACUCAAAUACGGCAAAGGACUUGCACUAGCCCAAGGCCUGCCCAUGGGGGUAGAAGCUGUCUUGAACAAGGAUUGGGUGAUGACACAGAGGAGCGUCGCUGUAGUAAUGGUCCUUGCCCACAGAAUGGAAACUGGUGCGAGUGGGCGCCUUGGAGCCUAUGCUCUGCAACUUGUGGUCAAGGUUCUAGAAACAGAACCAGAGAAUGUGCUUGUCCAAGAGCUGCAAACGGUGGUCAGACAUGCCCGGGAAGUGGGGAAGAAGCCAAGUCUUGCAAUCUUGCCGAAUGUCCAGUUAAUGGUAACUACACUGCUUGGACAUCUUGGACUGCCUGUGACAAAUCAUGUGGGAAUGGCACCCGAACCAGAUCGCGUAGUUGCAGUAACCCCUCGACUGCCUUUGGUGGCAAGACGUGCAUCGAGCAAGGCCUAGGGGAGGACAUAGAGGACGAAGAAUGCUUCCUUCUUCACUGCCCAAUUGAUGGAAAUUUCACCGAAUGGAGUCAGUGGUCGCAAUGCUCAAAGACUUGUGGGGACGGGUUCCGAACGCGAGAACGAGCCUGCAGUAACCCUGCAUCCAAGUAUGGCGGGCUUGACUGUGCUGGUGACUCAAGUCAAAGGAAAUACUGUAAACUGGGAGAGUGUUGUGAUAUUCCUUAUAAGGACAUCGGUUGUUUCGCGGAUAACGCAGGAAAGGCUCGCCCUCUCCCCGAAAUGCUCUUCAGUGACGAAGCGAAACGAAGAUCCGAAAGUUGGGAAGAAUUCCUUCCGGACCUAAUUUGCUCCUGUGCAAAGGCUGCCAAAGAGAAGAAAUAUGCCUUUUUCGGCAUUCAAAAUUUUGCUGAAUGCUGGAGUGGUCCGAACGGGGAAGACACGUAUAAGAAAGAUGGUGCAUCGGAGAAGUGCAUUAGCACAACAAGGCUGCCGUUGGCUAAUGCCACUGCAAAUGCAUCGAAAACAGGAGACCAAUAUGAGCUGUGCCUCAAAGACAACUUGGUUUGCGCAGGAAAGCUGGGGACUAAUUACGUAUAUGGAGUUGAAAACGUGACUGUUGUUGAUGGUAACUACACGGAAUGGUCCGCAUGGGGCAACUGCACUGUGACCUGCGGAGGAGGUGUGAAGCAAAGAGAGAGGACUUGCACUAAUCCACGACCGAGCUUUGGUGGUAAAGACUGCUCAGUUCUUGGACCGGAUACUAGCACUGCCAGUUGCAAUACAAACCCGUGUCCAGUCGAUGGUAACUGGGGUGGAUGGGCCCCAUGGUCAUUAUGUAGUGUCUCCUGUGGCAACGGUACGGUGGUCCGGACAAGAGCAUGCAACAACCCGCCUCCACAGCACGGUGGGGAUCCAUGCUUUAAUGCUGCGAGCAACCAACAGGUUUCAGCAUGCUUUGCAGGGCAAUGUCCAGUUGAUGGUCAUUGCCUCAGCUGGGGAUCAUGGAGCGCCUGCUCAGUGACAUGCGGGGUCGGUAACAAAACGAGAACACGGAAUUGCACCAAGCCAUUGUACGGUGGAAAAGUGUGCACGUGCAGCAAGAAAGACAGCGAGAGCUGCAAAGUCAUGGACUGUCCUGUGAAUGGUAAUUGGGGCAACUGGUCGCCUUGGAGUUCUUGCUCGGCUUCGUGCAACUCAGGACUGAAAAACCGGAACAGAACAUGCAAUAACCCGGAGCCUAAAUUUGGAGGGCAGGGCUGCAAUGGUUCAAAAACAGAAUCCCUGAGCUGCAAUGAGACACCUUGUCCAAUUGAUGGGAAUUAUACUAGCUGGACCGGCUGGGACGAUUGUUCUGUGACGUGUGGAGGAGGAAUUCGUCAAAGAAGCCGUUAUUGUACGAACCCAACACCUCAAUUCAACGGAAAGAGCUGUUCCGAUCUCGGACCAUCGUCAGAAACUGAAAAUUGCAAUCCGGAACCGUGUCCUCAAAAUGGUGGCUUUUCUGAAUGGACUUCUUGGUCGAGCUGUUCCGCAGCUUGCGGCGAUGGUUAUCAGAACAGUUCAAGAGCCUGUACUAACCCUGAGCCUAAAUAUAAUGGAACAGAUUGCAUGGGAGAGCGGACCCGGGCCAAGGCAUGCAAAAUCCAGGAUUGCUGCAAAACUCCUUACAAGAGAUUGGGUUGCUAUAGCGACAAAGGAGGUACAAAACCUCUUCCCGAACUCCUGUUCGACGUAUCUGCAAAUGCAUCGAAGCUCAGCGGACAACAAUGGAACGUUUACUUACUUGAAAUGGUCUGUAAAUGUGCAGAGCAAGCCAAACAGAGAAAGUACACCCAUUUUGGUUUACAAGACUAUGGAAAGUGUUACAGUGGCUCUAACGUGAAGACCACCUAUGAUAAGGAUGGCCGCUCAUCGGAAUGUGUGUCUACCAGCUCAGGAGCUGGGGCCGCUGGUGAUUCACACUUAAAGUGCAGCUCUACCGAUCCACACUGUGCAGGAAAGGCUGGUGCAAAUUUCGUGUAUGGCCUCGAUUAUCCCGCAGUUAAUGGAAACUACACUGAAUGGUCUGAAUGGGAGCCCUGUUCCAGAACGUGUGACGUAGGCACCACAUCGAGAGUACGGAACUGCACCAACCCAGCCCCAUCUUUCGGAGGCAAUAAUUGCUCUUCCCUAGGGGCCGAUAUCGAAGUAAAACCAUGCCAAGUGGUACCUUGUCCAGUGAAUGGAAACUGGGGUGCCUGGAACACACCCUCACCCUGCUCAAAGACGUGUGGAAAUGGAACGAUGACGAGAACACGUGAGUGCAGCAACCCUGCCCCUGCGAACGGGGGACUUCCAUGCCCUGGUAAUUCAACCAUGACAACUGUGUGCAGCCUACAGCCAUGCAAAGUUGAUGGAAACUGGUCUCCAUGGACCGACUGGUCAAAGUGUUCCAAAACAUGCGGAGAAGGCGAGCGCCAACGCACGAGACAGUGCAACAACCCUGCCGCAAAUGAGUAUGGCAAACAGUGCGAAGGCGAUUCAAUUGAAGUUGUUACCUGCAACCAGGAACCAUGUUACGGCAAGCUUACGCCAUGGGGAGAGUGGUCUCCAUGUUCACACACUUGCGGAGACGGAACGCGUACACGUCGGAGAACCUGCGAAGGAGGUGAAAUAUGUUCAGGCGAUUUAAGUGAAACAGAGGCUUGCAACAUCCAGAACUGCCCUACAAGUUGUGACAAGAAUUUCGAUAUUGGGUUUCUCCAUGAUGUAUCUGGCAGCACUGUAAAUCAUUAUGAACUAGCUAAAAAGUUCAUUUUGUCGCUGGCUUCUACUUUUACUGUCAAUCAAGAGAAUACAAGAGUAUCGUACCUGGCAUUUUCAACAAAGCCUGAUGAAGUUAUUGCUGCUUUCAACAGACACAAUUCUUACAGCGACUUCGAGAAAAACAUUCAGACCUUCAUACAAGGAGGCUAUUCUUACAUAAACGUUGCCCUUGGUGGUGCAAACAAGACGAUGUUUUCAGUCGAGAAUGGAGACCGCCCACAGGUACCCGACAUCCUUCUAGUGUUAACAGAUGGGGAGCAAACAAUGGAUGUAUGGAAGAACCCCCCAUCUCUUGAUGAAGCAAUAAAUGCAUUAAAAGCUCGAGGCAUUACUGUUAUGGUUGUGGCUAUUGGGGAAGAAGGAAGGAUAAACAAUGAAACUCUUACGAAAAUUGCAUCUGAUAGCAAUUACAUUUUCAGAACACUUUCGUAUAAUGAUGUUUAUCGAUUGGUCUACAAUGUCAGCACAGCCUUGUGUUCAGUCGAAGGCGGAAAAUGGAGCGAAUGGACUGCUUGGACCAACUGUUCAGUGGCAUGUGGCAAUGGUACACGUGAAAGAACGAGGUAUUGCCAAGGAGGCCUUGUUGGAUCCGGUUCUUGUCAGGGAAAUAAAAAUGAAACGACUGUCUGUGUCAAUAAACCGUGUGUUGCCCCAGGCCCUUUCAAGUGUAACUCGGUCAUCGACGUAGCAUUUGUGAUUGAUAGUUCGAGCAGCAUCACAGACCACUGGAAAGACCUCAAAGAAUUCAUUAAGAAUGUUAUAGAUGCCUUUUCAAUUGGAAAAGAUGGCGUGCUCGUGUCUGUUGUUACUUACUCGGAUACCCCAAGAAAGGUUUUCGGCUUCGAUUCGAGAAUGACGAAGGAAAUCCUCAAGUUUGAUAUUGAGCAUCUCGAUCAGAUUGGGGGAGGUACCCGCAUUGACCUCGCCUUGCGAUUCACCUCUGAAAACGUGUUCUCUGACAAAGGAGACCGGCCAGGCGUUCCAGACCUCGUUGUUGUACUGACCGAUGGCAAGUCUGAUCCGGGCUCGGAACCUCUAGAGGCUGCAUCAGAGCCAUUGCGAGAACAGGGAAUUCAUGUCAUAUCUGUUGGCCUUGGCAAGGAUAUUGAUAUCCAAGAAUUGAAAACAAUCUCCACGUUCAAGGACACCGGACCAGUUUUGAUUGGCGAUCUCCAGAAACUUGUAACAUAUGUUGACUCUCUUGCGAAGGAAAUAUGCCAGGUCGUUGAUCGUCCAAGACCAAAGAGAGUCUACACUGGCUACAGCUGCCAACCAUCGCUUCUGUAUACAUUUGAUAAGAUUUGUGACAAAACUGUUUACGAUGAAUCCGGUAUAGGCAACAAUGGACAGAUCGUUUCAACUCCGAAAAUAUCCCAAGAUCAAAGAAAGUGCCAGAAUAAUAUACAAAUGUUGGAGCGUGGAGGAGUAAAACUUGAUGGUCCUAAUUUUAGAAGCAAACCAUCGUCAGCAGUUACCAUAGCUGCCUGGGUUAAUUCUUACUCUUUGUCAGACGAGGGUGCUGUCCAACAGAUAUUUAUCGCCAAAGACUCAAAGCAAAGAGCUCAAAUAUCGUUCCAAAUUAUUAAAAAGCAGAGAGUACAUGCCAUGAUCACCAAUGGAAAUCAAACUGUUUUCUCUUUUACAACUGUUGCAAACAAGAUCACCUUCUUUACUUGGUUUCACGUUGCAUUUACUGUCGAUAUUGCGACAAAGAAGCAUACUGUUUACAUAAACGGGGUCGCAUUGAAGGACAACGAGUUUGAAGAGGUGAAGACCGAUGGGCCUAAGUUCUUCUCCAUGGAUUGGGCCGGUUUGGUUGCCAUUGGCUUUGAUGAUGAGCUGAAUCCCACUGCUCAGUUUUUGGGUCUGAUCGAUGAAGUCUACUUGUUCCCCUGUGUAUUAUCUGAUAUUGAUAUCGUUGCGAUUCAAAAACGUUGUGGCGAAUACGCUCCAUUCAGUGGUGCAUUUACUGGUGCAAAUUACAAAGUGUAUGGCAAUGUGAAGAGUACCGACUUAGCCUCUCUCCAGAACGAAGUGAAGCAGGUGUCUCCAGUGGCUGCUUUCACAAUUAAACAUGCCACUGCUCCACCUUUCAAAGAAAUAAAGGAGAAAUUUAAUGCUAGUAUCUAUAACGGAGCUUUUGCUGCAGUGAUUUCUGGGUACUUUGUGCCUCCUUUGACUGGGCUGUACAAUUUCGUGAUCGAAGGCCACUUCCAAGCCAUGCUAUCAUUUUCGGUUGAAAAGAAGUCCAUAGAAACAGGCAUCGAAAGACAGACCUCCUUUAACGGAGAUACAGCCACUAUCCGCAAUGCCAAUGUGUCGGUUAACAUGCAAGCUGGAGCAUUUUAUUACUACGAAGUGCUUCAGUUAUCAAGUGAUGAGAUGAACUCACUGAACUUCAAUUUCACGAUGAACUGCCCGGGUGGAGCAGAGUUGUGCACCUCUAAACCAAUUCAAGACUCGUACUUGCAGUCCAGACUGCCCCGAAACUGCUCUGAAAUUGCUGAUCAGUUCGAUAACCUUCCUGAUGACGACUAUAUGAUUCGAAUGAGCCCGUCCUGCGAUGCUGUGAGCAUUUACUGUCGCAACAUGAAGUUAACUGAUUCAUUAACGAGAGCUUUAGAGUAUGUCACCUUACCAUCUGGAGCUAAUGAGAACUUUGCAAUGUAUUAUCGGCCAAGGCUGCAGAACUAUGCUACCUGCAGUGGCCCAGAAAUCGCCAAACCUAUGGAAACAACUGCGUAUUGGGGCCAAACCUGGUUCAAGAAAGUUAGAGUUUUACGAAACUCUAUGCAGAUAGACACUAAGGAUUUUACGUUCGCUACAUCGGAAGGGAGGCAGAUGGAGUAUGGUCGUGCUGGCGAUUGCUAUUCAAAGAGUACGGAGGACUGUCGCAAGGGACAGUUCAAAAUCAACUUAGAUGGCACCAAUCUUAAGCUAGAUGGAGCACCAAAGUGGAAGGCUACAGGAAUGCCUGAGGAUGAUUUCAGGAUAACACAAUUUACAAUAUCACCAGAAAAUACUGUGGUGACGGCUCAUUGUGGAGGAUCAUGUUCGGAGUGCAUGCCUUCGGAUCAUCUUCGCUUGCAACCAGAAAUUUGCUUCAACACCCUCCAACAGCAGCAACAGCAGACCCUUAUACCGCCUCCAGUGUCUUCGCCAGACAAAAGGAUGAAAAGAUCCGCGAAAGAAAAACGGGUUAAAAGAGACCGCAAAGGGGGUGCUGGUAACAGAUGGUGGAAGUGGUGGCCAUUUUGAAAUCGUCCUAGGGACAAAAGGAACUAGCAAUUAUGAACAUUAUAUCAGUGUUUCCAUGGCUUUAAGAGACAAAAAUGCAGGUUAAUGGAAACGAAUGGUGGAUGAUGUUGAAAUCUCAUCUUCUUUUAUCGCUAAUUCAUAAUUUGAGUGUAGUAUUAAGUAUCAUUAUUGUCGCAACCUUUCAGAGAAGAAGAGGAUGGGGAUGUUGUUGAGAGUCACCGUACCAUGGUUUGUUCGUUAGUAUGAAAGAUUUUAACUAGCUUUUGUAAUAUACUAAAUUUCAGAUCAGCUCGUAGAAUAGCUUUUAGCAAACAAAUAAAAUGUAUCUAAAUACUUACAACUCAUUUUUAAUAUAAAGAUAAAUGAAACAAAUUGUAAACGCACGAUGCAUGCUAUCAAUUCAAUUCUACCAACGGUGAAUCUAAAAUCAGGUUGUAAACAUCGUAUCGAUGUUAAUUGGGCAGAAACAAGCUCUUUUUAUCAUUUUAUAUUGCAGUGCUUACUAGCAUUUGAAAAGAGGAACUAGUAAGAGCUUUAGCAUUGUAGAGGUGAUAAGAUAUUUUAGGGAAGUAGUGUUUAAAAAAUUAGAAAGCCUUUUUAAUCAGUAAAAACAGAAGCCGGAUUGAUGGACUAAGCAGCCAGCAAUAGUAAGGAAUUCCGUAGCUUAAUGAUUUCACUUCAUGUUGUUUGUUUACCUGUUGAUAAAAGCAACUGCUUCAAACUCAAUCCAAACUUUUCCUAAAGACUUAAGCCUGUUCGAACACCGAUCUGGUAUCAAGCAAGACGCAGCAUUCUUACUUGAUAGACGUAGCAAUUCUAGAUAAUGUAGGCCUGCACGUUUUAAGUAGAGAUCGCAUUAGAUUUAAUGAAGAUAGAUUUAAGGCUUGCUUAUUAUCAAUAUUUGUCCUAGUAAGCAAUAGAAAAAUAUUAAUUUCGUUGAUAUAAGGGUGUAUUUUAACCGUAAUUUUUAUUCCCACAAUGAACUCAAACUGUUUUUCUGUUUCUAUCUCUUAAUACUAAAACAGAAUUUGAACGUGGAUUUUUCUACAUUUUUGAUUGCAAAGUUCCCUGUAAUCCAGUAGUCGAGUUUUAGAAGUAGUCCUUUCAGGAGAAGCAGUCGAAUAUUAGAAACAAAUAAUUUUUGUUGCUAUUGUGACUGACAAGGGAUAUACUUUUUGCAAACUUUACGAUGUGCUUUUCAAUCAUAGCACGCUUUUCGAAGCUUUACCCAUUUCAUGCUUCUCCUGCUCUAGGCUCUUCCUUUUAGCUUGUUUGCUGCAUCGAAUAAACACGAAAUAUUUCUCCUCUAUUUGGUACGUAGCGUUUCAACUGACUUUUUGAUCCAUAUCGCAAGUUGCGGAGAGUUUACUUACACGUUACACAUUACUUGAGGAGCUAUUAGUUCACAAGUAAUUUCUAGAGAGAGUUUUAUAUUUUUGAUUUUGAGCUGACCACUUUCCACAUUGCACCAAAGAAACUACAAGCCCAAAUAAAGCAUUGCUCUGUUAGAUAGCCACCAUUUUUAUUAUCUGAAUUUCGAGCACACUCUAGAUCUAUAUGGAUGUGCCCUCCAGUGUUUGAAUCAAAGAUAUGACAUCAUGCUUUAACGUCUUAGCGUUUCGUAAAGAAUGCAUUGCUACCAUAGGCGCAGACUUAGGGGGCUGCAGGGCUUGAGCCCCUCCUGAAGAAUAUUUAGGAGACCCAGCCUUACCCUGGGAAAUAAGAAAGUUUGCUAUCGAUUUGUUACAUUAAUUUUGAUAUUCUUGGUUUCACUAAUGGAAAUCAUGUCAAGAGAUUUAAUCAAGACGAUGAUGACCUCUUUCUACCCUCCGCCGUUGGCAGUCUCCUUUGCCAAUGGCAAUUAAUUUUUGAGCCCCCCCCCCCCCUUGGAAGUCUGCCCUUAUGAUUGCUGCUUCCCAUUUUAAUUUGGAAAAAUGUUUAUUUCGGUUGAAAGCAACACUAGAAAGCUUUUCAGGUUCUUGAUAAAACUGAAGUAUAUUUCCUUUUUUGCUUUAAAAAAUUAAAGGGUCGCGGGUUUUGCUAUCCAAAAGUAGAGCAAUACUGUUUUCAUCAUAGAAUGUAUUCCGUUUGCCAAUUUGAGUGUUAUGCAAACGAAGUAUUUGUGCGAAAAUUGCAUUUUGCGAGCCUUUUCUCCCAUAAAAUUGUUGAGAAUUUUCAGCUCUGGACCGAACCCUAUUUAUAUGAUACUAGCUUUGUUCUCCUUUUGUCGGCUCUGUUUGUUGAACCGUCAUAUCAGUUUUUCAAAAGAAAUACAAAUAAUAGAGCUCUUAGUUCUUCGAAACUCAAAAAUUGACAAUUUCUAAUUAGACAUUUCCAUAAUAAGGGCCUAAUUUGACUCAGCAGACAUUGCAGCUCUUUUUGCAGUUCUUCAACAUGUAACCUGGGUUGAUACGACAGUGUCCUCCAUCAGCCCAUGCCUUGCAGUUGCUGUUACUGUCGUAGCAAUUUGAGCCACCGCCUGUGUCGUAAAUAUAAGAUAUCAGCAAUUCUCGAGUAAAGUUAUGAAGGAGUUUUCAAGCAACAUCAAGGUCUUAGGAAGUCUUUUAUGUAAACUAUUUUAUGUAAAGAGGGAUCGAGUCGGGAAGAACAGUGACAUUGCUGUUUCACUUCCAGCUUGAAAAACGCAAAUGAGCAAUGAUGGCAAAUAAUCAGAUAAGGUAAGCACCACUGAUUCAAGCUGCUAAUUUACUUGUUGCUUGGUAUUUUCAAUUUUAAGCAACAGUUUUUCCAUUUUUCAUGUGUGUCUGGUGCACGGUGAAGUCUCUCCAGGGCUCCUUUUCUUAUCAGAUUCGUCAGUAUUUAGCAUUUACAUUCAGGUUUUUUCAACAGCAAUAACAAUAGAGUUAGUGAGUAACAUACCUCCAUUUUUGCAGGCAAGACAGCAGUAUGGCAGCAUGAAUCGCUCAUUUGUUUGGCAUUGACCAGCUUUGGCCCAUUCUGCACAUCUAUCAUAUCGAUUAAUGCAACCUUGGGAAAAAAAAGUUUUUUGAAUCUUAAGUAAUGCAAAAAGAUUCAUUGCCAUCCUCUUUACAAUCUUUUUAUCUAUGUCUAAAUGAUAUUUGGGUCGUAUGAAUCACUGGAAAUGUUGAAGUAGUAUUACAGCUGCAGUUUUUCUUCAAAGAAAAUAAAUCAGUCAAAAAGUUUGUUUGUUUCAAUCUAUUAGUCUGUUGUGUAACAGUUGAAAUUUCUAAUUACACAUUUAAAUAAAAUAAUCAUCAAAAUGAGAACAAAGUUUGCUUGCCAAACUGAUGGAAAUGCAAUCAAUAUUUUCAGCUUUGCUAGUAACUUGUGCCAUAAGGCUGAAUGCGGUUAGUUCAAUUAAAAUAGGCUUUUGCGGUCAACAAGAGGUUCAGUUUACCUUUAGGAGGAGGGACUUGAACGUUUUCGUAGCCAGUGCACUUGUACACCUUGUUUAACUGCCUAACGUCUGUUUGACUGAACCCGUCUCUCUGACCCAGCAUUCUGCUGCGAUCUUGAAUUGCCUCGAUUGUCAUCUUGUUGUUGAUACUGAAAGCCCAGUUCCCAUAAUGCAUCACGCUAUCAAAGUCGUAUCCUUCACCAUAGUAAUCAGCUUGACCAUGAGUGUACUUCUUGAAGUUGUAGUUGGCUGGUUGAAAAUUGAUUG